AGUGUAAAACAGACACACACUGACAGCUCACUUCUCCCACAAGCCUACUUUUUCACUCUCUCUCUCUCUAAAAAAGUCUCUCUCUCUCUGUACUGUAACUGAAACCUCUACACUGUGUUUAGAAGAACACACUCACACACACACACACUCUCUCUCUCUAUUCAUUCACAAGCAGCUGGACAAUGUGGACUAUAUAACCAACUCAAAUGGCCACGUGUCACCGCCACAACCCCACCAACUUGGCCGCCGUUGUGCUCGACAACCACCGCUCCUCCACCUCUCUCUGCUCCUCCUUCUCUCGCUCCUCCUUCCGCCGCAAGCUCAUCCACUCCCUCCGCUGCGGCGGCGGAUGCUCCGACAAGCCCAAGCACAAACCACUCCCCGACGACGACGACGACUCUAGAUCCGACUCCACCAAGAAGAACGGACCCGGAUCCGAGAAGUUGUCGGAGCUGCUGAGACUGUCGGAGGACGACGAAGACGAGGUCAAGAAGAAAACGGCGGCGUUAGAUGAGUUGAAGAAUGUGGUUAAGGGGUUACAAUGCGACGACGUUUUGUGGGGUGCUAAGCAAGUUAGGAGAUUAACUAAGGAAGAUCCAGUUGCUAGAACUACUUUGGCUUUGCUUGGUGCUAUUCCCACAUUGGUCGGAAUGCUUGAUUCUCGGGGAAAUGAUCUUGACUUUCAGAUCUCUGCUCUCUAUGCUUUGCUCAAUCUCGGAAUCGCCAAUCCUGAAAACAAAGCUGCAAUUGUAAAAGCAGGAGCUGUUCAUAAAAUGUUAAAUUUGAUUGAAUCUUCGGAUCAAUUGCUGGAUCGGUCUGUUGCUGAAGCUAUUGUUGCCAAUUUUCUGGGGUUGAGCGCUCUGGAUGUGAACAAGCCAAUUAUUGGAUCCUCGGGGGCGAUUCCUUUUUUGGUUAAAAUGUUGAAGGAUGGGGAUAGUUCGAGUGGAUCUCAGGCAAAGCAGGAUACUUUGCGAGCGUUGUAUAAUCUAUCAAUAUCACCUUCAAACAUUUCGCCAUUGCUUGAGACGGAUGUGGUGCAAUUCUUUGUGUCAUCGUUGGGCGACAUGGAAGUUAGUGAAAGAAUACUGUUGAUUUUGAGUAAUGUUGUGUCAACACUUGAGGGACGAAAAGCUGUUAGUAGCAUUCCGAAUGUGUUCCCGAUACUAAUUGAUGCAUUGAGUUGGAAUGAUUCACCUGGGUGUCAGGAGAUAGCAUCGUAUAUUCUAAUGGUCAUGGCUCAUAAAUCAUAUGUAGACAGACAGGCCAUGAUAGAGGCUGGGGUUGUUUCAGCCCUUCUCGAGUUAACUCUUAUAGGGAGUAAUUUAGCACAGAAAAGAGCUUCCAGGUUAUUGGAGUGCUUGAGAGUAGAUAAAGGAAAGCAAGUUUCUGAAAACUGCGUAGGAGGAUCAGGUGGCACAUUAUCGGCACCUCUUUGUGGGGCUUCACCAUCGUUUGCUGAUCCUCAUUUGCAAGAAUGUCCAGACGAGGAUGAUAUGAUGAGCGAGGAGAAAAAGGCGGUGAAACAUCUAGUCCAACAAAGCUUGCAGAACAAUAUGCGUCGAAUAGUGAAGAGGGCCAACUUGCCUCAAGAUUUUGUACCAUCAGAUCAUCUCAAGUCCCUGACAUCAAGCUCAACAUCCAAGAGCUUACCAUUUUGAUGACGGAAGAAACUUUGUAUGUUAGUGUUGUUUAAGCCAUUUUGGGUUAUGCUUUUAGUCAUUUGUCGGAUCAUGGUCAUCAGUGUUUUAAAAAAUUACAUAAUUAUCAGUAUAUAUUUAGAGGUGUCA
Daucus carota subsp. sativus is the source of this 1787-nucleotide messenger RNA. Its product is annotated as U-box domain-containing protein 15. Bases 207 to 1658 code for a protein of 483 amino acids. Gene Ontology annotation, molecular function: protein binding. The record is from RefSeq and is a predicted model, not a curated record. Lineage: Eukaryota; Viridiplantae; Streptophyta; Magnoliopsida; Apiales; Apiaceae. The transcript is spliced from 2 exons.